AUGCUCACGAGCACCGGCACCAUCCUAUCCCAUCCUAUCCAGCAACACCCCCGUCCCAAUUCUCGACCGGUGGACUCGCCGGCGCAUGAACGAAUAACCCUUAGCUCCAGCUCUAGGAACCCAUCCGAGCCCAUUCUCUCAACCUCCCUCCCCCGCGCCCCGCGCCACCUGGAUCAAAGGUACAACUGCUUUAAGGCCCGGUCACCCCUCUCCGACCUCACCUCUUCAUGCCCUGGAGCCGCGGAUACGUGUAUUUGGCAGUUCUUCGUAAAUUUCACGUCAACGUCGUCACCAGCAAGAGCUCGUCCUCCAGCCUUGCCUUUACCCCAUGAUACCGAGGACAUCCGGACAUCUCUUCUGAUCCUAAGAGCUCUCGUCUUCCACAAGCAAGAGAUCCACCAGCAGCACAAGCUCACCGAGUGA
Molecule: messenger RNA, 423 nt
Organism: Colletotrichum tamarilloi
Lineage: Eukaryota; Fungi; Ascomycota; Sordariomycetes; Glomerellales; Glomerellaceae
Exons: 2
Coding region: 1-423 (140 amino acids)
Source: RefSeq, a predicted model, not a curated record